AACAAAGUUUGAAAUGUCAAUUUUGUUGAAGGUUGAAGGAAUGAUGGUCGUUACUUGUUUCAGAAUUUGUCAAAAUGCGGUAAUGAGGAAAUUAUGUUGUAAAUUCUCUCUGAAAUCUGAAGUUUCUUAUUUAAACGAAAUGGAUUAGCUUCCAAAAUAUGGGUGCGAAUAUUUCUCAGUUGGAAAGAGAUAUAGGUUCUGAACAAUUUCCUUCAAAUGAGCGUUACUUUGGUCUCGUAAAUUUUGGUAAUACAUGUUAUAGUAAUUCUGUUCUACAAGCCUUAUACUUUUGCAAACCAUUCAGAGAUAAAGUUCUUGAAUACAAAGCUAAGAACAAGAGAACUAAGGAAACUCUCCUUACAUGUUUAGCAGAUUUAUUUUACAGUAUUGCAACUCAUAAGAAGAAAGUGGGUUCUAUUGCCCCCAAAAAGUUUAUAGCUAGGCUAAGGAAGGAGAAAGAGGAAUUUGAUAAUUAUAUGCAACAAGAUGCACAUGAGUUCCUCAAUUUUUUAGUAAAUCAUAUUAGUGAGAUAAUUUUAGCUGAACGUCAACAAAAUUCUACUUCUAAUAAUAUUAAUAAAACAAAAGGUAUAGGUGAGAAUGGGACAAAUCAUUUACCACAAGAACCUACAUGGGUUCAUGAAAUAUUUCAGGGUAUUUUAACAAGUGAAACUAGAUGUCUGAACUGUGAGAAUGUAAGCAGCAUUGAUGAAGACUUUUUUGAUUUGCAAGUAGAUAUUGAACAAAAUACAAGUAUUACACACUGUCUACGAUGCUUCAGUAAUACAGAGACCUUGUGUAGUGAUAAUAAGUUCAAGUGUGACAACUGCAGUAGUUACCAAGAAGCCCAGAAAAGAAUGCGAGUUAAAAAAUUACCAAUGAUACUUGCUUUACAUCUCAAGAGGUUCAAAUAUAUGGAACAGUAUAACAGACAUAUUAAAGUAUCUCAUAGGGUAGUUUUUCCUUUAGAACUGCGACUCUUCAAUACAUCAGAUGAUGCUUUGAAUCCAGAUCGAUUGUAUGAUCUAGUGGCAGUUGUAAUACAUUGUGGUAGCGGACCCAACCGUGGCCACUACAUAAGUAUAGUGAAGAGUCACGGCUUCUGGUUGUUGUUUGAUGAUGAUCAAGUUGAUAAAAUCGACGCAUCAACUAUCGAAGAUUUUUAUGGCCUAACGUCGGAUACCCAAAAAUCAUCAGAAACAGGAUAUAUAUUAUUUUAUCAGUCAAGAGAGAGCUUAUGAAGCAUGUUCUGUGCCUUCCAGAGACUAGGAGCAAAGUACAGGAUCUCAUCAGUUCUAAAGAAAUCGCAAAAUAUGGAUAUGAACUUAACAAAAUAAGUGAUUUCCUAGUUUUGCAAAUGAAAAAUAAUUCUUGAUGAUUUCUUCCAAUUUUGUCUAUACUUUUUAUAUUCGAGGGGUAAUUCCAUUUAUGUUGAAUUUUUAGCCAAAUAAUUUUACUAUUUUUAAAAAGAAUAGGGAUUUAUGAAAUUUUCAUUCCAAUUACCAAUUUAAUAUAUAUCGAAUUUUUAAAAGCACAUUGUUUAACGAAAUGUACAUAUUUCAAAAUAUUAACUAUUGUUGCUCUUAUUAGGAAAGUGAAAUAUAAAAAUUUUUCAUUGUACAUCAUUCCUCAUAUUAUGAAGAAUACUUGCGAAAUUAUUUUUUUCAUUAUCUUAUUCUCCGAGAGGAUUAGCUAUCAGCUGUGUCAAAUUGUAUUUUGAUGGUAUUAAUUAUGUGCUUUUGAAAUUGGUCUAUCUAUUCUUUUUCAUCAACUUGUGAAUAGUCAUUCUGUUACAUUCUUGUAAAUAUUAGUCAGAAUAUUUAGUGAAUUUUACCGAAUUUCUGCAUACAAAGUAUUUGAGUAAAAGUUUAUUUGAAAACAGUUGAUUUAAUCAUGCUCAGAAUCAUUUUUGGGUUGAAAAAAGGUUAUUGAUCUUACAUAAAUUCUUCCUCCCAGUCGUUCAAAGAGCCUGUCAAAAUAUAUAUGAUUUUUUCUUGAAAUAUGUUGGAAAAAUUUUCUCUAAAUGUUUCUUAUUUUUGCAUUCGAAAUAGCAUUGGAUGAUGAAACAUUUCUUUGCAUUGUCUGUGAUAAGUUUUGAGGAAUUAUUAAUUUAUUUUAUGUGUGAGCAUGGAAAAAGUAAACAUCAGGUCAUUACGUGAAUUCUGUUCAAGGCAUUUGUCAUCAAUUUGUUAUUUUUUUUCCUUCAGAUGUCACAUAUAACACCCACUUAUUUUAAUUACAUUUUCCAGUAAGUUGCCUGAAUAAUAUCGAAUCAGUACCAUAUAAAUUUUUUAUAUGGAUUAUUAUAAAGAGAAAUUGCAAUAAAUAUAUGAGAUAUGGUUUAUGCCUUGUAUAUAAUGUACAUUGUUAUUUGUAUAUGUAAUGUAUUGUAAUAGAGCAGUAAAAUUCACUUUAUGAACAGUUUGUUACUUCUUUUCUCUAUAUAUAUAUAAUUUCGAAUACACGAGAGAGUUAUGAUUGGAUAUAUACUGCUAAGAUGAUUUUAUUUUUAUUGUGUAAAUAAAUGUUAGAUUUAAUAAAAAAGGAUAUAGA
Molecule: messenger RNA, 2553 nt
Organism: Coccinella septempunctata (seven-spotted ladybird)
Lineage: Eukaryota; Metazoa; Arthropoda; Insecta; Coleoptera; Coccinellidae
Gene: Usp12-46
Product: ubiquitin carboxyl-terminal hydrolase 46
Exons: 8
Coding region: 159-1241 (360 amino acids)
Biological process (GO): protein deubiquitination
Cellular component (GO): nucleus; cytosol
Molecular function (GO): cysteine-type endopeptidase activity; cysteine-type deubiquitinase activity
Source: RefSeq, a predicted model, not a curated record